Messenger RNA from Leptopilina boulardi, 6572 nucleotides. RefSeq names its product myosin-VIIa-like. The transcript is spliced from 28 exons. The record is from RefSeq and is a predicted model, not a curated record. Gene Ontology annotation, cellular component: cytoskeleton; myosin complex. Bases 116 to 6475 code for a protein of 2119 amino acids. Gene Ontology annotation, molecular function: protein binding; ATP binding; cytoskeletal motor activity. NCBI's taxonomy places the organism in Eukaryota, Metazoa, Arthropoda, Insecta, Hymenoptera, Figitidae.
AAGGUUAUCCUAUGAGAAUCGACAAUUCAGUAAGAUACAUAAAGUCGAUAAAAGAUAUUGAAAUAUUAGAUUUCUAAAAUCAAUUAGUAGUGAAUGAAUUGAAAAUUUUGACAAAAUGGCUAAUAAAGGGAAUGAAAAUAAAAUUCCCUACAUUGUGGGCGAUUAUGUUUGGAUUAAAAAUAAUUUGAAAAGUGAAUUUGAUGUUCCUGUGGGUUGCAAAAUUGUGAACAUUGAUAAAAAGAAGAUACAAAUUCGAGACGAUGAUGGUACUCUUGAAUGGAUCAAAGAAGAUCAAAUGAUAAAACUGAUGCAUUCAACUUCCAUUUCUGGAGUGGAUGAUAUGAUAAAACUAGGUGAACUACAGGAACAUGCGAUUUUGAAAAAUCUUCACAUACGCUACAAUCAGAAUAUAAUAUAUACCUACACUGGUAGCAUGCUGAUAGCCGUUAAUCCUUAUCAAGUUUUAAAUGUCUACACUUAUAAUGAAAUAAAUCUCUACAGAGGGAAGAAAAUUGGAAUAGAAUCCCCUCAUAUUUUUGCCAUUGGAGAUAAUUGUUUUAUGGAAAUGAAAAAUACUAAAAUCGAUCAAUGCAUUGUCAUCAGUGGAGAAAGUGGAGCUGGAAAAACAGAAAGUACAAAAUUAAUUUUACAAUAUCUAUCAGCUAUCAGUGGAGAACAUUCUUGGAUUGAGCAACAAAUUUUAGAAGCAAAUCCAAUUUUAGAAGCAUUUGGCAACGCGAGGACCGUUAGAAAUGACAAUUCUUCACGUUUUGGAAAAUACAUUGGUAUAAUUUUUAAUAAACAAGGAAUAAUUGAGGGUGCUAAAAUUGAACAAUAUUUAUUGGAAAAAUGUCGAAUAGUAUCGCAAUCAAAAAGCGAGAGAAAUUAUCACGUAUUUUAUGGUCUACUUACUGGACUUACGAAAGAGGAAAAAGAAAAAUUGAACCUCGGAGGAACUAACGAUUACAAAUAUUUAUGUGGGGUUGCAACAUGUAAGGACAGAGACGAUGCUAAAGAAUUUGCAGAAGUAAGAGCAGCCAUGAAAGUUUUAAAUUUCAGUUAUGAAGAUUUUUGGAAUAUAAUGAAACUUCUAGCAGUGGUUUUACAUUUUGGAAAUCUUAAUUACAAAAGCACUGUUACAGAAAAUAUGGAUGCAACUGUCAUAAACGAUGAGAAAAAUCUGAAGAUAAUUGCUGAGAUUUUACAAGUAUCAGAACGAGCGUUAAUUGAUGCACUGACAAAAAAGACAAUUUUCGUUCAUGGCGAACGUGUGUGCAGUAACAUGUCAAAAAAUCAAGCAUUGGAUACAAGAGAUGCUUUUGUUAAAGCAGUAUACGGUCGUCUUUUUAUAAUGAUCGUUGACAAAAUUAACGACGCUAUUUAUAAAGUAAAAGCCGACGAAAAAAAUUCAAUUGGUGUUCUUGAUAUUUUUGGAUUUGAAAAUUUCGACAUAAACAGUUUCGAACAACUUUGCAUUAAUUAUGCCAAUGAACAUUUACAACAAUUUUUUGUUCAACAUAUUUUCAAAAUGGAACAAAAUUAUUACACCGAAGAGGGAAUUUCAUGGAAGCACAUUGAAUUUGAAGAUAAUCAAUUGAUUCUUGAUCUUAUUGGAAUUAGGUCUAUGAAUAUUAUGGCCCUCGUUGAUGAAGAGAGUAAAUUUCCAAAGGGAACUGAUUUGACACUAUUGGCAAAAAUCAAUCAAUUACACGAAAAGAAUAAGAGUUACUUGAAACCUAAAUCGAAUCAUGUGCAAUCAUUUGGAGUGAUUCAUUUUGCCGGAACGGUUCAUUAUAAUGUUGCAGGAUUUUUGGAAAAAAAUCGCGAUACAUUUUCCACUGAUUUUAAACAAUUAGUUUCAAUAUCGUCAAACAAUUUUCUCAAAUCUCUCUUCACAAAUGAAAUGCUGUCUAAUGGUACUGAGGUCAAAAAACGAUCUGUAACAUUGUCCUCUGAAUUUCGAAAUUCACUCGAUUCCCUAAUGAAAACAUUGACAAUUUGUCAUCCAUUCUUCAUCAGAUGCAUCAAACCGAAUGAUAAACAAGUUCCUGGAAAAUUUGAUCGUGCACUUUGCUGUCGUCAAUUACGAUAUUCGGGCAUGAUGGAAACAGCUCGAAUACGACGUGCCGGAUAUCCGAUUCGCUACGAUUUUGCGGAAUUUGUCGAUCGUUUUCGUAUAUUAUCAAAUGGCAUUUUACCAUCUCAUAAAACAAAUGUGAAAGUGGCCGUAGCAAAAAUUUGUUCCGAUACAUUUGGUACCGAUCAGGACUAUCAAUUGGGAAUAACGAAAAUUUUUCUCAAAGAACAUCAUGAAAAUUAUUUGGAGAAAGAGAGAAGUCGUAUUAUUAUUAGAAAUAUUAUUAAAAUACAAAAUUAUAUUCGAGGAUGGCUCGCUAGAAGAAGAUUUUUAAGAAUGAGAAGUGCGGCUGUAGUGAUUCAAAAAAUUUGGAGAGGAUAUGGACCACGAAAGAGGUAUUUGAAAUUAAAUCAUGGAUGCCUUCGAUUGCAAGCUCGAAUUAAAUCAAGAGCUUACAAUCACGAGUAUAAGCAAAAAAGAAAUGCAAUUGUUGCUUUGCAGGCAGUAUGUCGUGGUUACCUUGUUCGUAAAUACAGUAAAGAAAAGUCUCAGUGGAAACAAAGGAGAAUUCAAGAAAUUCAAAGCCUUCGAAAAGAGGAGGAGAAAAUGUUGAAGAAACAGGGAAACAGAAAAUAUAAGGAAGUGGCCGCAGCAAACUUUGAACAGAGAAUGCGAGAACUGAAACUACUUCUCGAGGAAAAUGAGAAAAAAGAGAUAGACGCUCCUACCAAGGAAUCUGAGUCCAGCAUUGACAGGAUAUUCGAAUUUUUAGAAAGUGAACCAAAAAGUACAAUUUCAAAGGAUUUGCCAGGCGAUAUGUACGCGGAUUUGGCCGAAAAGGACAAUAAUGUCACAUCCGGACAGUCAGAUUUUCUUGAAAUUCCUGACGAAGAAGAACUUGAUGAAGAUUUUUCUGUUUAUGACUUUCAUAAAUUCGCGGCAAUGUAUUUUGUUAGCAACAUUCCUCCUCAAUAUUCGCGAAGAUCUUUGGUGCAUUCUCUUUUGGAUUUACCACAUCCCUCGGAUCAAUUGUGUGCAAAAGCACUAUGGAUUACAAUUCUAAGAUUCAUGGGUGACAUUCCUGAACCAAGAAAUCCCAUAGAGGCACCCAUCAAUACCCCAGUUAUGGCGACAGUUUCACAAACACUUUCGAAAAAAUUUUCACGUACCAAAGAUUUCGAAAAUCUUAUGAAUCAGGAAAAAUCACAGCACAUUGUCCGCAUGACAUUGAAGAGAAAAGACAAAUUCCAAGAAGAAAUCAAAAGAGGAAUCAUUGAUGAUGAAUUUGUGGAUCAAGAUUAUCAAAAUUGGCUCAAUACUCGCCGUUCCAAUUUAGAGAAAUUGCAUUUCAUUAUUGGUCAUGGAAUUCUACGACCUGAACUAAAAGACGAAAUUUAUUGCCAAAUUGUCAAGCAGUUAAUCAAUAAUCCCACAAAAGCAUCCCACGCAAGAGGAUGGAUCCUUCUUUCUCUUUGCGUGGGAUGUUUUGCACCCUCUGAGAAAUUCCUAAAUUACUUGAGAGCAUUCAUUCGAACUGGACCUCCAGGAUAUGCGCCAUAUUGUGAUAAAAGAUUAAGUCGUACCUACAGGAAUGGAAUCAGAACUCAGCCACCAAGUUGGAUCGAAUUGCAGGCGACGAAAAAUAAAACACCAAUAUUAUUGACGGUGAUGUUCAUGGAUGGAAAUUCAAGGAAUGUUGAGGCAGAUUCUGCAUCAACUGCCCAAGAAAUUGUUAGCAGUCUUGCAAAUAAUAUUUCACUAAAAGAUACUUUUGGUUUUUCUCUUUUUGUGACUCUUUACGAUAAAGUCUUAUCACUUGGAGCUGGACGAGAUCAUGUGAUGGAUGCAAUUUCACAAUGUGAACAAUAUGCAAGGGAACAGGGACAUUCUGAACGAUCAGUCAGAUGGAGAUUGUUCUUUAGAAAAGAGAUCUUUGCUCCUUGGCACGACCCAACAUUUGAUAAGGUCGCCACUGACCUUAUCUAUCAUCAAAUCAUUCGAGGCGUCAAGCACGGAGAAUAUGUCUGUAACAAUGAAAAUGAUAUAGCAAUGAUUGUGGCUCAUCAAUUGUAUGUCGAUCAUCAGAAUAAUUUAACUCCUGCAAAUUUAAAGAGUGCAUUACCUCUUUGUAUUCCUAAACAUUUGCUUCAUGGAGUUUCGGAAGAUGUUUUGCCCAAAUGGGAGCAAUUGGUAUCUAAAGCUUUCCGAAAGAACAUGAAUGUAAUUGAAAAUGCACCACCGGUGAAGGCAAAAGAAGAUAUUGUUUUAUUUUCAAAAAUUACUUGGCCAAUUCUUUUUUCAAAAUUUUAUGAAGUUUCACGAUUAUCGGGACCAAAAUUAGCUACAAAUGAUGUUAUCAUUGCAGUGAAUUGGACCGGAGUCUAUCUCAUAGACAGUCAAGAAACUCUUCUUUUAGAAUUAUCGUUUCCAGAAAUUGCUGAAGUCACUUGUCAAAAAAUAAACAAUGCUUUUAUUCACAAUCUUAUAUUGUCAACUAUUCAACGAGAAGAAUAUAUUUUCCUAAGUUCUGAAGCUGAAGAUCUUGCUAGUUUAAUUAAUUUUCUAAUUGAUGGUCUGAAAGAAAAAUCAUUAUAUGUUGUUGCAACUCAAGAUUACAUGAUUGAUGCAGAUGAAGCUGAAUCAUUUCUACCAAUGCAUCGAGGCGAUUUGAUCAAACUUGCUGGCGAUUGCAAUGGAUAUACAAUAAUGAAUUCAGUUUGGGGAUACGGUGAAAAAUCUGAUGUCAAAGGUGAUUUUCCAUCAGACUGCGUGUACGUUCUUCCAACAAUGACGAAACCAUCAUCUACAAUUGUAGAAAUUUUUAAAGCAGACUUUACUGGAAAGAUAAAUUCUGUUCGUGAAACAAAACCAACGAAAUCAAAAUUAACUCAGCAUACGUUGAAAAAAUAUGCAGCCGAACAUUUCCGUCCGGGAAUAAAUGUCACUAUUUCACGCGGAUCCAGCAUCACAAUGGCAAAACGUACAGCAUCCGAAACAUUGUGGAAACAUACAAGAGAGCCAUUAAAGGCACCGCUUUUAACAAAACUCGUUGAACAAAAUGAUCUUGCACAACAUGCCGUUAAUAUAUUUUCCAAUAUUUUGAAAUACAUGGGCGAUCUUCCAAGUAAUCGUCCAAAAAAUGGCACUGAAUAUACUGAUCAAAUAUUUCGACCUGCCCUCGAACACCCGCUUCUUUGUGAUGAAGUUUAUUGUCAAAUAAUGAGACAAUUAACGGACAAUCGAAUUCGAUUAAGUGAAGAACGUGGUUGGGAAUUAUUGUGGCUGGCAACAGGUGUCAUGACUUGCAGUGCAAAUUUACACAAGGAAAUUGUUCAAUUUCUAACAACGAGAACCAGCAUUUUGGCGGCUGAUUGUUUGAACCGUUUAGACAGAACCAUGAAAACUGGCAACAGAAAAUAUCCACCAUACAUAUUGGAAGUAGAGGCUAUUAGAUUCAAAAGUUUACGAAUUUAUCACAAAGUCUAUUUUCCUGAUGAUUCUGAUGAAGCCAUCGAGAUUCACUCAUCAACGAGGGCGUCCGAUGUUUGUGAAGAUAUUGUAUCGAGUCUUCGACUCAAGGGUUCAGAUGGAUUUAGUUUGUUUGUGAAAAUUGCGGAUAAAUUUUUCUCAGUUCCACUUUAUUAUUUCUUCUUUGACUUUGUUCACGAGCUCGUGGAAUGGGUAAAAAGAUCAAGACCAAAUAUCGGUUCAGUUCAGGCUCAAUAUCAAAUAUUCUUUAUGAAAAAACUUUGGAUCAAUGCUGUACCUGGCCGUGAUGAGAAUGCCGAUUCGAUAUUUUAUUUUCAUCAAGAAUUACCUAAACUUUUACGAGGCUAUCACAAAUGUAAUAAAAAUGAUGCAAUUAAACUUGGUGCUUUAAUUUAUCGAAGUAAAUAUGGUGACAAUAAAGCAGAACUCACGGAAAUUCCACACAAACUUAGAGAAUACAUUCCUCCUGAUAUAAUUAACCUAAUGAGUUCAAAUGAUUGGAAGAAACAUAUCAUAUCGGUUUAUAAUCAGCAAUCUGGAAUAACGGAAAUUGAAGCAAAACGACAAUUUCUUCAAUAUAUCUAUCAGUGGCCAACUUUUGGAUCUGCUUUCUUUGAAGUGAAACAGACAACUGAACCAAGUUUUCCAGAAUUGGUUUUAAUAGCAGUCAAUCGAAAUGGAAUUAGUGUAAUUGAUCCACGAACGAAAGACAUUCUUGCCACUUAUAAUUUCAAUGAAUUAUCAAAUUGGUCAUCUGGCAAUACAUAUUUUCACAUGACCAUUGGAAAUUUCAUGAAGGGUAAAAAAAUUCUUUGCGAAACAUUGCUUGGCUAUAAAAUGGAUGAUCUGAUAUCUUCUUAUAUCGAUUAUCUUCGUAAUAAUACAAAACAAUCAGGUUUCAAACUCUAAAUAAUUUUUCAAUGAUAUCUCAUAUAUAUUAUAUUUUAAGAGAAUAAAUGGAAUUAAGUUCUUUUAAUCAUAAAAAUAAAAUUUUGUACAGAAACAA